Hippoglossus stenolepis (Pacific halibut) is the source of this 919-nucleotide messenger RNA. It is a transcript of the gene mia, whose product is annotated as MIA SH3 domain containing. Gene Ontology annotation, biological process: extracellular matrix organization. The coding region runs from base 214 to 600 and encodes 128 amino acids. Gene Ontology annotation, molecular function: protein binding. The transcript is spliced from 4 exons. The record is from RefSeq and is a predicted model, not a curated record. Lineage: Eukaryota; Metazoa; Chordata; Actinopteri; Pleuronectiformes; Pleuronectidae.
UGUAAGUUUUGAAAGGAGCUCUGUGUGUCUGCAUGUGUGUGUGUGUGUGUGUGUGUGUGUGUGUGUGUGUGUGUGUGUGUGUUCAUUUAGGGGGUAGGGAGAGCAGAAGAGGGGACUGCUGUCAUUACACCUCUCGCUCAGAGACGGCAAACAGACAAAAGGGGGUGAACAAGCUCAGUACCUCAGGAUCAGUCGCUGCGUUCACAUACAGACAUGACUUGCAAACUCUUGGUCGCUUUUUCCAUCUGGCUUUUGCUGGCAACAUGUGAAGCUGGAAGGCAGAUGCCAAAACUCUCCAACAAGAAACUCUGCACUGAUUCUGACUGCAGCCAUCCCAUCUUGAUAGCUCGUGCAGUGCAGGACUACUAUCCUGGAGACUGCAGGUUCAUCCCCAUCAGACAGGGCCAGCUGGUUUACGUAUAUGCAAUGCUAAAAGACAGAGGGAACCUCUUCUGGGCUGGCAGUGUUCAAGACUCUUAUUACGGACAACAGGAGGCUCGCAUUGGCCACUUCCCCAGCAGCGUUGUGGAGGAGACGCAUCCUCUCAUGCCGGCCAGCACUGAAGUCACAACUACUAAAUGGGACUUCUACUGUAACUGAUGAUGCAUUUGUCAAUGAAGAGGUCAACCUUCAAAUACAGAAUGACUUUGUCACAUGAUCUUACACACAUUGUUGAUGGUGUAGUAAAUGCACAGUAUAUCUCCACUGCUGAUAAUCUGUAGGGGAACAUGGGCAGCAGCUUCAUUUAGCAACAAAUUAUUGCAGAACGCAAUUAUAUAUCAUCAGGAUUUCCCAGCGCUGAAUUAUGAACCAUUUCUGUUGAAUGCUUUGUAUUCCUCCACCUUAUGGAAUUCAUAGAAAAGUCUCACAGCCUGCAUUCUUUGUAAUACUCCCUCAUGCUCUUUAUAUCUGUUUUGCA